Molecule: messenger RNA, 1778 nt
Organism: Eruca vesicaria subsp. sativa (arugula)
Lineage: Eukaryota; Viridiplantae; Streptophyta; Magnoliopsida; Brassicales; Brassicaceae
Source: the annotation of a GenBank genome assembly
AACUUAUUUCUUUUAAGAAAAAUAUUAAAGUGUAAUGAUGGCUAGAACACCCCACGAGCCAUUCACACAUCAACUUUUAUCAUUCCCCUAGAAGAAGAAAAAACUAUAGCUUAUAUCUUAAAAUCUCACUAUCUCCACUUCCUCCUUCAAAUCAAAUCAUUCACUUCGCUUUGCCUUCUCCAAUGGCUCUUGAAACUUUCUUAAUAAAACUCAAAAACGCCAUUUCCUCCAAAUCCACUUCUCAACGACCAACCAGAUCAUCAUCUCCUCCGAUCACCACCUCUUCCUCCGUCGGAGUUUUAUCCUUCGAGGUGGCACGUCUCAUGACAAAACUCCUCCACCUCACUCACUCUCUCACCGACUCCAACCUCCUUAGUCUACGAGACCACUCUCUGUCCUUGGAAGGUCUCACCAAGAUCGUCACCGGCGAUGAAACUUUCCACCUCAGCCUCGUCUGUGCUGAGCUCGCUGAUAGUCUCGCCCAUACUGCUGAUUCUGUUUCCCGUCUGAGCAACCGUUGCACCACCCCGAGCCUCCGCUCUUUCCACCGCUUGUUCCAUGAGUUCGCCGACAUGGGUCGUGACCCUCAUGGAUGGGUCAUCAGCUCUAAAGAUACUGAAUCCAAGAACAAGAAAAUCGAAAGAUAUGUGAGCGUGACAACAGCUUUGUAUAGAGAGAUGGAAGAGAUGACGAGUUUAGAAAACUCCCUGAGAAAACACAGUUCACAGAUUGGGAUCGAAUGCGAAGAAGACAACAAGAAAGAAGCGAUGAGAGUGAUGGAUCUACAGCAAAAGAUCGAGAGACAGAGACAACACGUGAAGUAUUUGAAAGACAGAUCUCUAUGGAACAAAAGCUUCGACACGGUCGUGUUGAUUCUCGCGAGAUCGGUGUUCACCGCACUCGCGAGGCUCAAAACCGUCUUCUCCUCAGCCGCAGCAGCAUCCAGCCUUGGCCCAACCGUCGUGUCUUUUCUCCCACGCUCUCUCUCUUCUUCCUCUUCAUCGAUGAACCUCGUCCACCCGAGCCCAAACGACGAGGAGAGGCUCAAAACGGCGUCGUCCUCUGCUUUCCUCGAAGAAAGCUCGAGGCUCUUGAAACCUCCCGAGACAACUCUGGGGGGAUCAGGCGUGGCGCUUCACUACGCGAAUCUUAUCGUGGUGAUGGAGAAGAUGAUAAAGCAGCCGCAGUUGGUGGGUCUCGACGCGAGAGACGAUCUGUACUCGAUGUUGCCGGGGAGCGUGAGGUCGUCGCUCAGGGCGAGGCUAAAAGGAGUUGGGUUCACGGCGACGGACGGUGGCUUAGCGGGGGAGUGGAAAGCGGCGUUAGGUAGGAUAUUACGGUGGUUGUUGCCGUUGGCACAGAAUAUGAUUAGGUGGCAGAGCGAGAGAAGUUUCGAGCAGAAACAUGUGGCGACGGCGGUGAAUAGUCAGAACAGAGUGAUGUUGGUUCAGACACUUGUGUUUGCGGAUAGAGUUAAGACAGAAGCAGCCAUUACUGAGCUUCUUGUUGGGUUGAAUUAUAUUUGGAGAUUUGAAAGAGAGAUGACUGCUAAAGCUCUGUUUAAUCUGCACUCUCCUCCCAAUCACAGCUAAUAUUUACUGUAGAGUUUUGUUUGUUUCUUUCUUGGUGGGUUUUUUCUGGUUUCUUCUUCUUUGUUUAAUUUGAUGAUACGCAUUAUGGAAAAAAUGAUAAAGUUAUGUGGGUGGGGUUAUUUUCUUGACAUUUGAGAAAUUAUAUAUAAAGAUUGUAAACAAUGUAGAUAAUGGAAUGAAUUUGAG